Molecule: messenger RNA, 2016 nt
Organism: Panicum virgatum (switchgrass)
Lineage: Eukaryota; Viridiplantae; Streptophyta; Magnoliopsida; Poales; Poaceae
Exons: 1
Coding region: 1-2016 (671 amino acids)
Source: RefSeq, a predicted model, not a curated record
AUGGACUUGAAGAAUCUGUCUACUCAUGGAACCUACAUUCUUAGUUCUCAUUUUGACGAGAGUACAUACAACAGUGUGCUUGAAUUUAUGGGUGUCAAAAGUGUGAGCAUUGAAUGGUAUGCAAAAUGCAUUGAAGGUUCUAAUCUUGUCAAGGAGGCACAUGAACAGCUUUACCUGGAAAUUAUAUAUUUUGUUGCCAAUAAUUGGCAAAACUGUUUCUUAGGUACAAACAUGAUGUCAAUUCCCCUACUGAGAUAUGUUGAUAGAAAUGGUGUUCUCUUGUUUUGGAGCAUAAAUAGAGCUAGUCAGUGGGAUGAUAGGUUGUGCAUUGCAUCUGACAGGACGUACAGAUCAUGGUUAAUCAGCUGGAACAAGGAGUUUCCAUCUGCUAAUCGGUUCUUUCUCCAUCCCAGCACACAGAUUGCUCUUGAAGCUUUCUCACAGAAGACGAUAGUGGAAAACUGGCUUCAGAACCAUGCAAAAGUGGAGGUUGUCUCUGUCUACAGUUAUGGGUUGACUGUUGUUGGUUCUUUGGGUAAUGAUUGGAGACCUCUUAUUGCUUUCGCACACUUUCUGUACCCCUCACUAAAGAUGGAACACAUAGAGAGCUACAACUUAUCAGAGCUAUGCCAUGUCAUGCCGGUAAUUGACAGCUAUGGCAGUGUUGUGAAGAAGAGAAAUAGCAUUAUUGUUCCCGCCAAGGGUAGCAAAUGGGUUGGUUUGCUGGGUACAAACCCAUGGAGGAAUGAUGGCUAUAUUGAAUUGUCAGCAAAUUACAAGUCAGCAGGCCAUUUUGCUGGGAACAACACAUCUGAGGAUCAGCCAUUGGAAUUCCUCAAGACACAUCUGCAUGCCUCAGAUGUCCCAUUCAUAAACCCGCCAAAUGCCAGCUUCCCUACUGUAUCAUCGCCUCUCACAGUGGAUAAUGCAUUCUUGCUACUGGAAUGGAUACGGAAUAUCGAUUCAAAUGGUGUAAGAUUACCAGAUCAGUUCCUGGCUUGUGUAAAAGAAGGAAGUUGGCUAAAAACGUCAGUAGGGUACAAGCCACCAAAUGAAUCAUUUCUGUCUAGUGCUAACUGGGGAAGCCUUUUGCAAAGUGUGUCUUCCUUUGUUGAUAUACCAAUGAUUGACCAACAAUUCUAUCGAAACAAGCUGCAUAUGUACAAACAGGAACUCAAGGCUAUUGGGGUGAGAUUUGAAUUUCAGGAGGCAUCAGCUUACAUUGGAAGCCGCCUCAUGUCUAUGGCUGCAAUCAAUGAAUUGACCAAAGAGAAUGUGUACUCGCUGCUUCGGCUCAUUCGGUUUUUACGAGAGAAGGUUCUAUCUCCAAGUGAACUGAUCGACAGUGUUAAAGGUGGAUGUUGGAUGAAGAGCACUCUUGGCUACAGGCGUCCUUCUGAUUGUAUCAUCCGUGACUCAGAUUGGAAUGUGGCAUCAUGUAUUAGUAACCAACCAUUCCUUGAUGUCCAGUUCUAUGGCGAGGCAAUUCAUGACUACAAACCAGAGCUGGUGUUGCUUGGUGUUAUUGUUGGGUUCAAACAAAAUUACCAGCUUGUUAUUGACAACUUCAAGUUCAAUUCUGCUGCUAUUACCCCUGAGGCUACUGUAUUAAUCCUCAAAUGCAUCCGCUAUGUGGGUUCAUGUGAAGAUUUUAUAAGGAAGCUCAAAGAUUUGAAAUGGGUGAGGACUAAUGUGGGAUUUCGUGCUCCUAAUGCGUGUUUUCUUGUGGAUCCUGAAUGGGAGUGCCUUGUGAAGAUUUUUGAAGGAGUUCCCAUAAUUGAUUUAGGAUUUUAUGGGAGUGUCAUCAGUUCAUACCAAGACGAGUUGAAGAAAACUGGUUUGAUAACACGAUUUGAGGAGGCAUCAAAGGCUAUAGCUCAGGUUUACAAGCAAAUGGUAUCCAUGUCAUCACUUACAAAGCCUAAUGUCCUUGCUGUACUAAAAUCUUAUGGGCAGCUGAGAACACACAGCCCACUUCCUGUUGAGCUUUUCAACUGCAUGCGCAGCGAGAAGUGA